Molecule: messenger RNA, 4332 nt
Organism: Dryobates pubescens (Downy woodpecker)
Lineage: Eukaryota; Metazoa; Chordata; Aves; Piciformes; Picidae
Product: alpha-2-macroglobulin-like protein 1
Exons: 35
Coding region: 1-4332 (1443 amino acids)
Cellular component (GO): extracellular region
Molecular function (GO): endopeptidase inhibitor activity
Source: RefSeq, a predicted model, not a curated record
AUGAGGACAGCUGUCUUCCUGAGCCUUCUGCUCCAUGUUGCAGCUGCUUUUCACCAACUGCACUACCUGGUGGUGGUCCCUGCAGACCUCCGCUACCCAUCCACUCAGGUUGCCUGCCUCCAUAUCACCUGCUACGAAGUGAAGCUGCAGGUGAAGCUGAUCCUGGAGCGCUCUGCAGGACAUGAGCUCCUCGUGCAAGAAACCAUCCAGAAGGAGAAGACUUUCAUGUGUACCAAGUUCUGGGUUGCACCUCCAGCUGUUGAUACAGAAGAGAUUGCUACUGUCAAAUUGAUCAUCACAGGCAAAGGGGUCAGUAUUGAGGAGAAGAAAACUGUUCUGAUCCGUAAGGUCCGCAGCGGCACUUUCAUCCACACAGACAAGCCCGUCUAUCAGCCAGGGCAGACAGUGAAAUUUCGCGUUGUGACCCUGGAUGAGGAGUUCAGUUCGCUCAACGAUUCGAUUUCCCUGCUGCUCCAGGACCCUAAGGACAACCGGAUAGAGCAGUGGCUGAAUGUGGUGCCCCAGGAUGGUAUUGCAGAUCUGUCCUUCAAGCUGAGUGAUGAGCCUCUGCUGGGGACAUAUGUCAUCAGUGUAACCAAUUCAAAAGCCUACAGCACCUUCUCUGUUGAGGAGUAUGUGAUACCAAAAUUUGAAGUGUACCUUGAGACACCAGACCAGAUUUAUGUACUGGACGAAAGCUUCCCGCUCCAGCUAUGUGGCAGCUACACCUAUGGGAAAGCUGUCCAGGGGAAGUUUCAUGUGAGCCUUUGUCAGAAGAUAGCCUCAUUCCUGCCCAGCGCUUCCAAACCUAAUCUCUGUCAGGAAUUCCACAACCAGACAGAUGAGACAGGCUGCUUCUUCACAAAUGUGAGUCUCUCCUCCUUCAGCCGAGACUUUCGGUACUAUCAGGAGAGCAUAUUUAUAGAGGCCAUGCUGGUGGAGGAUGGCACAGAGAUACACACCAAUGUUUCCCACAAAUUACUCAUCUCCAAGCUUGUUGGGAUGGUCCUGUUUAGUGAUGUGAACUAUUACUACCAUGCUGGAGAAGUGUACAGAGGGAAGAUUAAAGUCAUCAACUACCAUGGGAAGCCCCUGAAGGACAAAACAGUCCUUUUCACACUAAGCUGUGGUGAGCAUCAGUUUAAGCAGAAGUACAUCACUGGGGACUCUGGGACAAUUUCAUUUAGCCUGAACACAACUGCUUGGAACAGCACCUCAGUCACCCUGGAGGCAAGUGUCCUGCGUGAGGAUUCAGGCAGAGAGGCUGGGACAGUUGAUUUAAACUUCCAGACCAGUACUUACUUCGUGCGGCCGUUCUACAGCAGCAGCCGCAGCUUCCUCUCCAUCGCGCGCGUGCCCCAGACGCUGCCCUGUGACAGGAAGCAGGCUCUGCAGGUGGACUUCAGCAUUCACCAGGAGGACCUGGAGCAUGGCCCCAAGCGUGUCAUCUUCUCCUACUUUGUCACAGGGAAAAGAGGGAUAGUCCAUGCAGGUCAGAAGACUAUAUGGGUUGGGCUGCCAAGGAUGCUGAAAGGCUUCUUCUCCAUUCCUCUGACUUUCACCUCCAUCUAUGGCACCUUUCCAAGACUUCUUGUUUAUGUCAUCUUCCCCAAUGGAAAAAUCAUCGCCGACUCUACGUUCUUCAGCGUCUCCCUGUGUUUCAGGAAUAAGGUAGAGCUGAGCUUCUCCAUGCCAGAGACCCUUCCUGACUCAGAGAUUGGUCUCCAUCUCCGGGCAGCUCCUGGGUCCACCUGUGCGGUCUGGGCGGUGGAUCAGAGCGUCUUUUUGGGUAACCCAGGAAAAGAGCUCAGCAGCUCUUCGAUCUAUGGGCUGUUCCCAUCUGUUUUUAGCUCCAGGUAUCCUCCCCAAGUUUCUGAAGUUGAUAAUUCAUGUGGCUACCCAAAUGUUGAUGAGGCUGAUAUAUAUACAGCAUUCAGGGAUAUGGGGCUGAAAGUUAUGUCCAACACCAAAAUCAGGAAACCCAGGGUGUGUCAAACCACUUCAUCAACCACUAGGCUGCAGGAAAGAAGAAUUUUGAAUUACAGGCCCAUCUUGACAUAUACCCAGUCCCACAGAGCACGCAGCAGAGAGCAUCUGACAACAUCUACUUCUCAUCCCACUCUCUUUGCACCUGUUUCUUCAGAUGAAGAGAGAGAACACAAGUAUUUUCCCAGAACCUGGAUAUGGGAUUUGUUUUCUGUGGGUCCCAGCGGGAAAAAGAAUGUCACUGUCACUGUGCCUGGCACCAUCACAGAAUGGAGAGCAGGGAUGUUCUGCACAGGAAGUAAUGGCUUUGGACUUGCACCAGCUUCCAGCCUGCGUGUUUUCAAGCCCUUUGUUGUGGACCUCCCACUACCAUCUUCUGUGAUCCAGGGUGAGACCUUCACGUUGAAGGCCACAGUCGUCAGCUACCUGCAGCGAUGCUUGAAGAUCAAGGUAACCCUGGAGGAGUCUGCACACUUGCAGCUGAAGCCCUGCAAAGGCUGUGUCUAUAGCAGCUGCUUAUGCGCCGGCGAAGCUAAGACCUUUCAGUGGAGCGUCACAGCUGAGCAACUGGGCCUCACAAAUAUUACCCUCAGCACAGAGGCUGUGGCCACUGAGGAGCUCUGUGGUGAAGAGAGACCAUUCGUCCUAAAGCAAGGGCAGAAAGACACAGUCGUCAAGCUGCUUCUAGUCCGGCCAGAGGGUGUGUUGGUAGAAAAGGCUCACAGCUCCAUCCUGUGUCCCAAAAAAGGGAAUCCAGCACAGGAGUUUGUGUCCCUGGUGUUGCCUCCAAAUGCAGUUGAAGGUUCAGUCAGAGCCACCGUCUCAGUCACUGGUGACCUCAUGGGGACGGCACUACAGAACUUGGACCACCUGGUGCAGAUGCCCCAUGGCUGUGGGGAGCAGAACAUGGUGCUGUUUGCCCCUGUUGUCUAUGUGCUGCAGUACCUGGAGAAGACGAGGCAGCUGACCCCUGAGAUCAAGGAGAGGGCCGGAGGGUUCCUGCGCAACGGAUACCAGAUACAGCUGCAGUACCAGCACCCUGAUGGUUCCUACAGUGAAUUUGGUGCCAAGGAUGAGUAUGGCAACACUUGGCUGACUGCAUUUGUGCUGAAGUGCUUUGUCCAAGCCAAGCCAUACAUCUUCAUCGACAACAGGACCAUUCAGGAUGCUCUCAGCUGGCUGGAGUUCCACCAGUUUCCUGAUGGUUGCUUCAGGAAUGUAGGUCAGCUUUUCCACACAGCCAUGAAGGGAGGUGUGGAUGGGGAAAUCCCCUUGGCUGCCUACAUCACUGCUGCAUACCUGGAGGCAGGAAAGACACCAGAGAGCGUGGCGGUGCGCAAAGCUCUGGGCUGCAUCGCUCCCCUUCCCAAGGUCACCAGCACUUAUACACAGGCCCUGCUGGCCUACACCUUUGCCCUGGCCAAGGACUCUCAACGCACACAAGAGCUACUUGAGAUGCUGGAUCAAAAGGCAAUAAGAGAAGAUGGGCAAAUCCACUGGAGUCAGACCUCAUCCAAGCCCAGCCUCAGCAGCAGCCCCUGGGCACAGCCACUGUCUGUGGAUGUGGAACUGACAGCCUAUGUCCUCCUGGCCUUGGUCUCCAAACCAAAUAUCACCGAGUCUGAUCUCAACACAGCCUCUGGCAUUGUGGCCUGGCUUACAAGGCAGCAGAACGCCUACGGAGGGUUUGCCUCCACGCAGGACACGGUAGUUGCCUUGCAGGCCUUGGCUAAGUAUGCAGCACUGACCUACAGCACGAAAGGGGUUGCUGAAGUGAGGGUGAGGUCCCAAAGAGGCUUUGGAAGGCAGUUCCAAGUCUCCUUGCAGAACCGGCUGCUGGUGCAGGAGGCAGCGCUGACGGAAGUCCCGGGCAAGUUCUCGGUGCAGGCCAACGGCAGCUGCUGUGUCUUUACCCGGAUGGUGCUGAGGUACAACACGCCCUCCCCACAGGUCUCCACGUCCUUCGCCUUGCGAGUGGAAACCGCGCCAGUCAACUGCACAGGGGAUGAUAGGCACUCUGUUACUAUCUACAUCAAUGUCAGAUACACUGGGAAGAGAUCCAUUUUCAACAUGGUGAUCGUGGAGGUGUCCCUGCUGUCUGGAUUUGACCUGGCUCCAGGAUCCAGGAUGUCUCUGCAACACCGGCACUCUGUGAGAAGAGCUGAGAAAACACAAGGAGUUAUUGCCAUCUACUUGGACAAGCUGAGCCACAAGUCUGAGACAUAUGUUCUGCAACUGGAGCAGAAGAUUGAUGUGACCAACCUGAAGCCAGGCCAUGUCAGGGUCUACGACUACUACCAUCCAGAGGAGCAGGCCCUGGCUGAUUAUAAUGUCUUCUGCAUGUGA